This is a messenger RNA of Lachancea dasiensis, 3666 nucleotides long. Lineage: Eukaryota; Fungi; Ascomycota; Saccharomycetes; Saccharomycetales; Saccharomycetaceae. The record is from the annotation of a GenBank genome assembly.
AUGACCCAGGAUGUUUCUCUGAUUGAGCCUGCCAAAGUGCGGACUUUGGUGGUACCGGUAGGAGAAUGGACUCGAUCCCGUUUCAUGGAGAAGGUUGGCGAGCUUCAGGAGCGCUUUGAGGCUCGACUGGUCGAUAUAACACCACUAGAGGAUCCCAAUUUCAAUCCACAGGGGUUUCCUCAGGGGAGGCUUCUGUUUGAUUUCCACACAACUCUGAGUAACGAAGAACAAGCGUUUUUUCUGCACGAUUUUGAACUGUACAGGAAGACAUUCGUACUCAUUGGGCUCGUCAACAAGGAACUUCGGGCUCCACAAGAGGCACUCGAGCUGCUGCAAAAGAAAUUUCCUGAUUCUAUUUCCCACAACCUUGUUUAUUUCGAGGACUUACCGGUUGACGACUCCAAAAACAUACAUUGUGCAUUUAACUCGAGCUUGGAGACGAUCAUCUGUGAUAUCGGGAGGAAUUUCCUGGAAGCACUGGGCCUUUACUACGCUUCGUACAAACAUGUGACGCUGCGGUCUCCGGGCGCCAUGGGAGGCGCUUCGAUCUCAAAGACUGCAUUGAUGCGUCAACCACAAUUGACCACAACCUCUUCAUCAUCUUCGAGAAUUUUAUCAAAUUCUCUAGACACCAAUACGGGCUCAUCACUAAAGCGAAGUACGUCGUUCAAGUCGUUAGGACUCAAUUCUGGCUCUUCUGACCAAAUGAAAGCCAAAGCUCGCCAAUAUAAGAUUUUCGGCAAUUUCAAGUUACUGGCUGGUAGAUACAUGGACGCCAUGCAAAACUUUGCCGAAGCAGCCUCUACACUACACAAAUUUCAUGAUCACAUUUGGCUGGGUAGCGCCUUAGAGGGACUUGCAAUUUCCAUGCUUUUGCUAACUUAUCUGCGUGUCCCCUUUCAGGUACCUCCCUUCGUUUCUGCCAUUUGUCCUCUCAAAGAGUUUGAAGCAAAUAGCUCUCAAACAGGGAGUGCACCGCGGAGCAGCAUGGCUUCCGCAAGUGUCCAAUCGCCAAGGAACUCGAUGAGUUCAAUUUCCUCAAAAAUUGCUGUUAUAGAGUCCCAAAAUGUGGCCUUGCCACUACUGAUAAAAUGCAUUAGCGAAAAAGUCUUGCAUUAUUACGAAGUAAGUUUAUCUCACAAUACCGAAUUCGCCCCACAAAUUGUGUAUUGUGAACACAUAUUACGCGUUGCCCGGUUUAUGUCAUACUGUCAUUCUCAUUCAGAACUUGAGAAGGAUCUUUUAAAAAACGGAGCCAACUACCAGCCGGUCGCCUCGGAAUUGAACUUGGGUGGGAGUUCACUGAAAAACUAUUUUUCAAAGUGGGAAAUAUGUCACUAUACCAAUCGUCUAUUUGAACUGCAGCUCAAGCAGAUGGACCUUGGCUCUCAAAUAAAGGUUUACACUUCCCUAGCACUUAUUUACAGGGAUUUGAACUUUGAGCGAAAACAAGCUUUUAUUUCCAGGAUUCUUCUUGUGAGCUUACUGCCACGCCACGCAUCUGAGUCCUUAUUAAUACACGGUGAUUUGCACAACAACAAAGUUGAAUGCUUACUUGAGGCUUAUGGUGUUAAUCGGAGUCCUGAAAAAUCUAUCGACGAUGCUGCGAGAUGUUCUUGGGUGAUUCUCCAGAAGAAUGUUUUGAUGCUGGCUAUUAACAUGGCUUCUAAGGCUAAAGACGGACAGAAAGUUUGUGAAUAUUCAUUGCUACUCUUGCAAAAAUACUCUCAUGCUCUCACGCAACAUGAGCAAAAGACGAUACUUCAAAAUAAUAUUUUGGCCUUUUCAGCUACUACAAAAGAUAUAGCGUAUUGGGACCCAUUUGUAUUAAGGAAGCUCUAUAUUGUCCAACUUGAGAAUCACAAAGUUGUUCCGCAGAAAAAGCUCAUUAGUAAUGGUAAGGAUCAAGAAAUUACCCAGCAUAAUUCCCAGGUUUUCAAUCCUUUCCGAAACUAUGGAGUGCGUGAUACAGCGUCAAAGCCAAAAUCGGCAACAGCUGCAUCUAGUUUUUUACUGGGAGAGACGGCGGAAAUGGUGUUAGGCUUCCAAAAUCCUUUCAAGUUUGAUUUGAUUGUGACCCAUCUUUCGUUUGAGGAAUGUGACAAGCAGUAUGUCGAUUUUUUGAGCAGUAGCGUGAGACGAGAACUACCUUUCACCGUAAAGCCCAAUUCUUUGGCAUCCAUUCACCUGCCUGUCUCUUUCAGCAAAGAAGUCAGCACUAAGCAUGUUAUCCAACGCCUAAAUAUUGGAGUUUUUGGCCUUGAGCCGACGCCAUUCAAUAUAGUUACGGCAGAAAGAAUGCGAAACGAAAGUUCAGAAGAAAGUGGUAGGGGUAAGUAUGGAACCUUUGAGUUCAGAGUUAUUCGAGAACAACCGGAUUUGGAGUUUGUUGGUAGUACUUUUAACGAUAAUUGCCAAAUGAUGUUAGAAGGCACCAAAGAAACGUUUAAAAUUGUUUUAAGGAACCAGUCUCUUAGCCAAUCUGCCAAUUACUUGCAUUUUAGUCACACAACUAAUAUUGAAACCAACCUAAGUGUGGAUUACUGGAAGAAGUUACCACCGGACGAUCUUUAUGACGUGGAAAAGCAGCUAAUAUGGCUGAAACAAGACUGCUUGAAGAUAUGUGACAUCCCUGAUGAAAUCGCUGCGAAUUCUAGUAUAGAGCUAACCGUUGAUCUUGAUAUAACACAGGCUCCAUUUGAUUUCAAGAACUUCGAUAUCAUUAUCGAAUAUGGGUUUAGACCAGCCCAUGACGACCAUUUUGCCUUCACCAAAACACUUACCAUACCUUUCAACAUAACCUUGAAAAGGAGUUUGGAGGUUUCCAGUCUAGAGGUGAUUCCAUUGCCUGAGCCGUUUCCGGCUGGUGAUAACAGCAUACUACAUGCUUCUGAUACAGAAAAGCUUAACUUUAAUAAAGGUGCUCUUCUACUGUUGGACAUUCGCAAUUCGUGGGAUGAAAGUGCUACCGUGCGCUUAUGCUGUGAUAAAUUCUCUAGCAAUCCACAAACGUUAACUGCUCAGAGUACCAAGAGAUUUGUUGUUCCUAUAGAAAAGCUGGAUGCAUCCUUUUCGUGGAGCUCCAAAGAAAUACCGAAGCUCGUAGGGGGACGCCAGUUUGUCAGUAGCGGAAUGACUCGAGAUCAAGUAGUUGCUAUGCGAAGAAAUUUUUGGUGUCGCGAAAUACUCCUUCAGUUCCUGAAAUGCGAGUGGAAAUUUCACGAUGUACGUGCCACCCAUGGCGAAGUGUGCUUUCGUCAACAUCUCGAUAAGGUCGACGCUCGAACCGUGGACAUACUGUGCCAGCAGCGAGAUGCUCCGUAUCACGUGCAAAUCUCUUCUCCUCAAGCUACAAUAAGAAUGGGCGAAACACUGAAGCUUACGGCGUGCGUCACAGCCAAUACGCAUCAUCCAAAGUACGCUGAAGGAAUGGUUCAGCUAGAUUUCUUACUCUACAACCGUCACACGGGACUAGCGUUGCCAAAAUCUAAUACCAGAUUACUAUACAAUGGUCAGCUUUCUCAUCUUGUGGACCCCACUACAGGUAUUGCAGUCAAUCUGGACAUUCUGCCCAUUGAUACAGGAGAGUUUGAGGUAGGAUGUUGUGUUGACGAGACUCAUUUUAAUGAUGAGCCUGUAUAUUUUCGUGUUGAACGAUCUCAUUAA